Eremothecium gossypii ATCC 10895 is the source of this 1977-nucleotide messenger RNA. It is a transcript of the gene MSS116, whose product is annotated as ATP-dependent RNA helicase. Gene Ontology annotation, molecular function: ATP binding; nucleic acid binding. Gene Ontology annotation, cellular component: mitochondrion. The transcript has a single exon. The coding region runs from base 1 to 1977 and encodes 658 amino acids. Lineage: Eukaryota; Fungi; Ascomycota; Saccharomycetes; Saccharomycetales; Saccharomycetaceae. The record is from RefSeq and is marked provisional.
AUGUUCAGAGUUACUGGCAUUGCCACGGCGCGCGCAGUUGCGUUGCAGCCUUUCAGAGCGCCUUUGGGCGUCAUCCGUCGGUUUGGGAUCUCCGCCACGGCUAGUUAUGAGUUCCAGCACGGGCACGACAUGCAGUCGCGCAACGGCUCGCGGUGGGAUUCCCGCCGACAAGGAGAUAGACGGAGCUCUCGGUGGGAAGGCCGGGGCAGCGACAGGGAGGAUGGUGAGCGUGGGUCCCGCGGCGGCAUGUGGCGGAAGCCACAGGGCAGACGCGGCCGUACAGACGGCGCGGCGCGCGAGGGAUUCAGCCUCGGCCCCAACACCGAGGUGGUGCGUGUGGCCGACGAAGCUGCGGGGGUCGAAAGCACACCGCGGACCUUGGUGGAGGAGGGCGUGCUCAGCAACGAGCUGUACGAGAUGCUGCAGUCACGCGGCUUCGAUAAACUAACACCGGUGCAGCAGAAGACGCUGAAGCCGAUCCUGCAGACGGAGCACGAUGUGGUGGCACGGGCGAAAACUGGAACAGGUAAGACACUUGCGUUUCUGAUGCCGCUGUUCCAGCGGCUCUUGGAGGGGCCUCCUUCGGAAAAUGUCAAGGCUGUUGUGAUUGCACCAACCAGGGACUUGGCCGCGCAGAUCUUCAACGAGAUCAACGAGAUGCGCAACGCCAACAGGAAGCUUCGCCGUUUCAAUGCGGUUGUCAUGAUGGGCGGCUCCUCGCGGACUGAAACUUUCAGAUCCCUAGAGCGCAGGAGGCCCAAUAUCGUGGUUGCCACGCCCGGCCGGUUGAUCGACAUGCUCGAGGCUUGCGGUCCAAAGUACUUUACCGAGGUUGACUUCAAGGUUCUUGACGAGGCGGACACUCUUCUGGAGAUUGGGUUCAAGCAGGCGCUGGAGCAGAUCAACGACAUAUUGAACCAGCUCAACCAGAAGGGCACCACGCACAUUCGUACGCUCUUGGUCUCUGCGACACUGGAUGACAAAGUGCAGUCGCUCGCGAACAGCAUCAUGAACCACGCAAAGUGCCUGUUCAUCGAUACUGUGGAUCCUAAUGAGCAGGCCACGAACGAGAAUAUUGCGCAGAAGGUUGUUAUCUCGAAGGACUUUGCCGAUAACAUCACUGCGUCGUUGUACAAGAUUCGCGAAGAGGCGUCGGCUAACCCGAAGCUGAAGGCCAUUGUAUUCAUGCCAACGAUCGUUGCUGUGGAAUACUGGGGGGAACUACUGCAGUCCCAAUGCCGCGGUACCCCUGUUCUUCUGUUCCAUGGUGGUUUGAGCCAGGGCCGCAGAAACUCUACCAUGAAACGGUUCAGAGCGAUGGACAGCGGCAUCCUGGUCUGUACUGAUGUUGCCGCGCGUGGGAUGGACGUCUCAGACGUACAGCACGUGUACCAGGUUGGCGUCCCAACCUCUCCAGACAACUACAUUCACAGAAUUGGUCGGACUGGCCGUGCUGGCAGAAAGGGUAGCUCCACGAUCUUCCUCGCCGAACACGAGUUAUGCAUCCUGGACAUCCUAAGAAGAAAGAACAACGUCGUCAUCUCCGACCAGGAGACCUUCGACGCGGCUGCGCAGGAACUGUCCGAUGUACGCGAGGCCUUUUCGCUGGACCGGGAUCGCCUGCACGAUUUCCUGUUGAAGAACCUCAGUUUCUAUAGAGGCUCACAGGGUGAGUACGACUUCCCGCUUGAGGCGUACAUCUCGAUCGCGCGCGCAUACGGCACCCUGCUGGGUGACAGCAAUCAGAGGUUGACGCUUUCUGGAAGGAUGCUUACGACAUUUGUUCCAAACCACCCUGCAGUCUGCUCCCUGUUCAAUAUUAUCGGUCCUGUCAACAGCAAGUCGUCUUAUGGCUUCCGCGACACCAACAAGCGCCAUCGCAGGGGUCGGUUAGAUGACUCCGGAAGGCUGGAAUACAGCAAGAAGCGCCAUUCCUAUGCGAGAAGCUACUCUCCUUCCAUCAGCGAUGGUUUUUAA